This is a messenger RNA of Leptopilina heterotoma, 2222 nucleotides long. RefSeq names its product synaptic vesicle glycoprotein 2B-like. NCBI's taxonomy places the organism in Eukaryota, Metazoa, Arthropoda, Insecta, Hymenoptera, Figitidae. Gene Ontology annotation, biological process: transmembrane transport. Gene Ontology annotation, molecular function: transmembrane transporter activity. The record is from RefSeq and is a predicted model, not a curated record. The transcript has 11 exons. The coding region runs from base 559 to 2106 and encodes 515 amino acids.
UCCACCAAUCAGCAGCAAUUUGAAUUAAAAAUUUUCGCUGACUAUGAAUAAUUAUUUUUACGGCAAUUUUAUAAAAAUAGAAAGAAAACAGUGGUUUCUGGGUUUUUCCCAAGAUUUUAUUAAAAUCUGAUAACUAAAAUUGUUCCAUUAAAACGAUUUCUCAAUGAGCAGUUCCAUUAGUUAAUUUUACUAAUUGGAAAAUAAAUUGGCUUAAGUUUGUCGAUAUAAAAAUAACUUUAUUCUUCAUUGUGAUAAUUAAUAAUCAUUUAGUUAUAUACAUUUAAUUUUCUAAAUGAAAAAAGGACCGUCAGACUUUACUUAUCACGUUAAUUAAAUAUUGACAAAAUUAUUUUUUUGUACACUCUGUCAAGUGCCACACAUUUUUAGAAAGAACAUUUUAGAAAGACGAGACAGUAUCAGAAACAGUUUACAAUUUCAACAGACAACUGUUUCGCGGAGAUAUUAUUUGAAUUUAUCAAAAAAAAAAAAAAAAACUAUUAAAGACUUUUUUAUUCUCAAAACAAAAUUUGAUCAUUUUUUUGCUUUAAGUUAUUGAAAAUGAAGGUACAAACGGAAGAAUCUGCCGUUCAAGAAGCCAUUGAUAAGACAGGUUUUGGUAAAUUUAAUUUAAAAAUUGCAGCUAUAGGGGCCGCUAUUUAUACAAAUGCAGUUAUCAGUAUUAGCAGUAUUGGUUUUGUUUUACCAGCUGCAGCGUGUGAUUUUCAAAUGACAACAAUUGAUAAAGGACGAAUUGCUAUCGCAUCCGUUUUAGGCUCAUUGUUUGGACCAUUUGUGUGGGGAAUUUUAGCAGAUCUGAAAGGCAGAAGAAUAGCUUUAAUAACGACAUUAUUUAUUCAAGGGAAUUGUGAGAUUCUGAUGUCAAUAAUCUCUAAUUACUGGGGAUUUUUAUUCCUUAAAUUAUUAAGCGGUUUUGCGGUGAUAGGCGAAACAACGUUACUCUUCACAUACGUGGGCGAAUUUCAGCCGAAAAUUCAUCAGAAAAAAAUUCUAUCAUGGAUCAGCUUUGUAAUGGUGGCCGCACAAAUUAUUGUGCCACUUUUGGCGUGGCUAAUAAUACCACUGGAUUUUGAAUAUAGACGUGAAUACUUUUUAUUCCGUUCAUGGAGUUUAUUUGUUCUCGUGUGCGCCUUGCCUGCUGAAAUUUUAGUUAUUUGGCUCAUUUUUUCACCCGAGACACCAAAAUAUCUUGCUGAAACUGGUCAACAUUUUCAGCUAGUCAAUGUCCUCAUUAAUAUGUAUGAAAAAAAUAAUGGAGGAACAAGUGAAGAUUAUAUAAGAAAAUUGGGAACCUGCGAAAGUCGCGGUAUGGGCGAUUUAGUAAAUUUCUACAACAGCAAUAUGUCAUUAUAUAAAGGAGACGAGAAAACAUUUAAGAAAAAGGAAUUACGAACAAUGUUGAAUGAUUUUAAAGUACAAGGGAAAAAUGUCAUGAAAGAUCCAUAUCUAAAGCGAUUGCUCAUUCUCUCGAUAUCGAUGUUUUGUUUUUCCUCAUCGUUCUAUUCUCUCCUCAUGUGGUUCCCAGAAAUUUUUCAACGAUUUUCACAAUUUCAAGCACUUUAUCCAAAUGAAACGUCAAGUGUUUGCUCAAUUUCUAAGAAUCUUUUGCCACAAAAUAAUACACAGAAUUUAAUCUACAAAUGUCCGAAAGAAGUAGAUGUCAGUGUGUAUAAAAAUUCAUUGUUGCAAGGAUUUAGCGCAAUUAUUCCUAACUUACUUUUACCACUUUUCGUCGAUAAACUUGGAUUUCGAUUUUUCGCAGUAACUCUAUUGAGCAUUGCAUUUGCUUCGACGAUAGGAUUAUUAUUUGCAAAUACAUAUUUACAAAAUGUGGUACUCUCGUGUACUUUUAAUGCAGUAAUGUCUGCAUGUGCCAGUGUCAUGUAUUCAUUUCUUGUUGUUCUAUUCCCAACGAAUGUGAGAAUAUUUGCAUCGACAAUAUCAGUAUUCUGUAGCAGAUUAGGAACGAUUUUUGGCAAUGUUACGUUUACCUAUUUAAUCGACAAUUACUGUACAAUUCUGAUCUCGAGCGUUGCUGUCCAAUUAUUAGUGGCGACAAUACUUAGUUUGACACUUCGGAAAAAAUAAUAUAAUUUUCAAUUCGUGUGUGAGUGUAUGUAUUAAACCAGUAGUUAAAUAUUUUUGAUAAGUUUUUUUUAUCGUGCAAUAAAUAAGGUAAUUAAAAAAUAUACGUUAAUUUAAGU